AGUUGCUUUCUUGUUGAAAAGUCAAGGAAAUGGAAGUUGGUCGGAGGUUUGUAUGUUUCUUCUCUUCUACCAUUUGGUAUGAAAGCAAUUUUCAAUGCACAUACUACAUGGGAAUCCGUGUUGGGUCAUCCCAAUCCCUUUUAUCCACCAACUACUGCUUUUAUGUCAAUGCUUGCCAGUUACUUAGAAGAUGCCCUUACAGUCAAAGUAAAAACUAAUGGCAUUGAUGUUGGAGGAAAUAUAAUAAAACCUGAAAAUGGAAGCACUCAAGUGCACUUGUACCUGUCUGUCUUCACUCAAGCAGCAAAGGCAUAUUUCAUGGCUGAUGCUGUGGUAUCCUUUCUUGUGGAGAGGUUGGGUAACCUCCUGAUCGAGGAAACCACACUCUUAUGGGGUGUACGGGAUCAGCUGGUGAAUGAAGAGAAAUGCAGAGUUGUGUCUAUCAGUGGUAUAGGUGGUCUGGGAAAGACUACCAUGGCAAAGGCUGUUUACCAUCAUGGUGAUAUAAGGAGACAUUUUGAAGGGUUUGCUUGGGCAUAUGUGUUUCAGCAGUGCAAAAGAAGAGAUGUUUGGGAGGGGAUUUUGCUGAAACUUAUCACUCCAUCCAGGGAGGAGAGGGAGGAAAUUUUAAGAAUGAGAGAUGAUGAUUUGGCAAAGAAGCUUUAUAAAGUUCAAAAAGAAAAGAGGUGUUUGGUUGUGAUCGAUGAUAUUUGGAGCACUGAGGCAUGGUCUACUCUUAGUGCUACUUUUCCAAAUGAAACUGCUUCUGGUAGCAAAGUACUGCUUACAACACGCAACAAAAAAGUAGCUUUGAUCGCUGACCGAGAGGGAUUUGUUCAUGAACCAAACUGUUUGAAUGAAGAAAAGAGUUGGGAGUUAUUCCAAAGGAAGGCAUUUCCAAGGAGAGGCGAUUCAGAUGCUGACAAGAGGCAAGAUGAGCAUGCCAGUGUUCGGAAUUGGGUUUCAGGGAUAAGAGAUGCUACUUAUGACAUUGAGGAUGUUAUUGACAGUUUUGUGCUUAAAUUUGCACCUCGAAAUGGAAGAAGAAUCCAUAAUCCUAUCACCAAAGGCAUAGCACUUCACAACCUUGCCUCAAAAAUUGACAAGAUUAAAUCUCAAAUAAUUGAUCUCACCAGAAGCUUACAAACUUAUGGAAUAACUGCAAGAAAAGAAGAAGGAACUAGCUUAGCAUUUGAGAGGCAGAGAGUUGUGUCUAUCUGUGGUAUAGGUGGUCUGGGAAAGACUACCAUGGCAAAGGCUGUUUAUCAUCAUGGUGAUAUAAGGAGACAUUUUGAAGGGUUUGCUUGGGCAUAUGUGUCUCAGCAGUGCAAAAGAAGAGAUGUUUGGGAGGGGAUUUUGCUGAAACUUAUCACUCCAUCCAGGGAGGAGAGGGAGGAAAUUUUAAGAAUGAGAGAUGAUGAUUUGGCAAAGAAGCUUUAUAAAGUUCAGAAAGAAAAGAAGUGUUUGAUUGUUAUUGAUGAUAUUUGGAGCACUGAGGCAUGGUCUACUCUUAGCGCUGCUUUUCCGAAUGAAACUGCUUCUGGUAGCAAAAUACUGCUUACAACACGCAACAAAGAAGUAGCUUUGAUUUCUGACCGAGAGGGAUUGGUUCAUGAACCAAACUGUUUGAAUGAAGAAAAGAGUUGGGAGUUAUUCCAAAGGAAGGCAUUUCCAAGGAGAGGCGAUUCGGAUACAUGUUUUAACUUUUAUGAAUCUGGUGAUGUCAAUCUUGUAGCUGCAAAAGUGCUUGGGUACUUCGGGAUCCUGCUUGCUCACUCUGGUAGACCUGCAAAGCCCCGAGUAUUUCUGCACGUACGGAGUUACUGUAGAGUAGGAUCACAAGGGAUGAGCUCGAGGUUGGAUGAGCUCAUCUUUCCUCGUUGCCAAGAGCUCAAAAUGAAUGAAGAUAAGGAGAAGCGACGAGCGAGGGAGGGAAAUGGUUGGAAGCUGAGCCGGUUUACCUUUGGCGAUUGUUUUGCUCGGAGGGCUUUUGGCAACAAACGAAACAUUGAUUGAGUGGGACAUGGUGAACAGAAAUACCAGAUCAUAUUUGGCCAAAACUAAAGGCCAUGAACAAGCAAGAUUAUGAUGGGGAGAAAAGCCAAUUUGCAAAUUACAUUUCCAUUGCAUUUUUUUUUCUUUAUGUUUAACUUUACUGAUGUGAAUUCGUGCAGAAUUUCUUUUAGUGUUAUCCUUCGUUAGGAUCUUGCUUUUUCAUGUAUUUUCAUAAGAAAUUCAAAGAGAAGGCGAUGUCUAUGUUGUCUGUGAAAGUGAAGAUUCCAGUCUUCUAGUCUUUUAGGGCAUGUUUGGAGGCCGGACCUUACUUUGGGUUUGAUUAAAAAUUAGUCCUAAAC
This is a messenger RNA of Rubroshorea leprosula, 2354 nucleotides long. Lineage: Eukaryota; Viridiplantae; Streptophyta; Magnoliopsida; Malvales; Dipterocarpaceae. The record is from the annotation of a GenBank genome assembly.